Molecule: messenger RNA, 1299 nt
Organism: Rangifer tarandus platyrhynchus (Svalbard reindeer)
Lineage: Eukaryota; Metazoa; Chordata; Mammalia; Artiodactyla; Cervidae
Source: the annotation of a GenBank genome assembly
AUGAGCGACCCAGACGGGGUCGAGAGGACCCCUCUCCUUGAAACCCACAGCCUCACCACACCCGACUGUGCUGCCGUAGCCCCGGACCCUCGCCCGUGCCUGGAAACAGAGGCGUCACAGGUGAUGGCGGAGACGGGUGAGGGGUGUUUCGAGGCCGUCGCGCUCCCACCAGCCCAGCUUCCAGAGGAGGAAGGCGCACCUCCAGCUGGUCCCCCAGAUCCAGGCUAUGCCGGUACGUUCCAGAUCCGAGACGGUGGGGAUGGCGGUUACGUUGCGCCCGAAGCGAGGCUAGAGCCGGCUCCGCCUCCUAGGGAGGGCUUGGAAACGGCGUCUGUGUUCCUGGCAACGGACGACAGCCUGGGAAAUGGCCGUCAGACUGUAGAGCCGCAGGGCUCGAGUCGGGAGAAGGCGCUAGAAACUUGUGGCGCAGAGAAGUUGGGGUCUGACUUGAUGUCGGAGGCGAAGGCUGAGGAAGCGAAGACUGAAGAGGGCCCCGUCUUCUCAGUCGCAGUGGAUGAGGAGGUGGUGGGGAAGGAAAGAGCGAAGGAGGAGGAGGGAGUGGAGCAUGGAAUGGAGGUGGAGGAGAGGCCAGUCGGUGAAGAAAUAGAAAUGGUGGAGAACAGAGUGGUGGAGGAGGCGGGGCAGCGGCCCCUGCGUAUGGAUCUCCGCAUGAACCCUCUGGAGGCCAUCCAGCUAGAACUGGACACUGUGAACGCUCAGGCUGACCGGGCCUUUCAACAACUAGAGCAUAAAUUCGGGCGGAUGCGUCGACACUACCUGGAGCGGAGGAACUACAUCAUUCAGAAUAUCCCGGGCUUCUGGGUCACUGCCUUUCGGAACCACCCCCAGUUGUCUCCUAUGAUUAGAGGCCAGGAUGCAGAGAUGUUAAGAUACAUAACCAAUUUGGAGGUGAAGGAGCUCAGACACCCGCGAACAGGAUGCAAGUUCAAGUUCUUCUUUCGGAGAAACCCGUAUUUUCGAAACAAGCUGAUUGUCAAAGAAUAUGAGGUCAGAGCCUCUGGCCGAGUAGUGUCUCUUUCCACUCCAAUCAUAUGGCGUCGGGGCCAUGAACCCCAGUCCUUCAUUCGCCGGAACCAAGAGGUCGUGUGCAAUUUCUUCACCUGGUUUUCAGACCACAGCCUUCCAGAGUCUGACAAGAUUGCUGAAAUUAUCAAAGAGGACCUGUGGCCAAAUCCACUGCAAUACUACCUGCUGCGUGAAGGAGUCCGUAGAGCCAGACGUCGCCCAUUAAGGGAGCCCGUGGAGAUCCCCAGGCCCUUUGGGUUCCAGUCUGGUUAA